UCUGCGAACCAAUGCUUGGAGAGCCAUCAUCUAACCUAUGAUCUACACAACUUCAUUCUAGGUCCAAGACCAAAUACGCCCUGGCACUCUUUGCUCCUGUUGUUGUCACCUUGAUAGUCGGCGCAGUCUACCUAGUGAACCGCUCCACGGAGGAGCAAUCUGCGGUGUACGAACUGGACGAUCUGCCGAGUGAACACGUAAACACAACGAGCAAUGGAACGUCACUUGUCACCGGAUCUGGGAUUCCCACUACCUGGACUGUCACCAUGUUACUGAUCGACCCGGAGUUAAAGCUAGAUUCAAAUCCGGAUAUACGACCUACUGCAGAGACUUCUGCUGAGACCACAAGAGCUACUAAGGCCAAAAUAAGGUCUGUGACUACAAGAAUGACUCCGAACCGCUGGACAAAUACAGCCAAGACUACAGGUAAACGCAGAACAAUGACGAAGAACAAGAAAAUAACUAUGACUACCAGGAUGACUCCAAAACGCUGGAUCAGCGUGACCAAGACUACUAUUAAGGGCACGAGAACGACGAAGACCAAGAGAACGGUUAAGAUUCACGAUAGAACAUUGACACGCUGGGCUACAAAGCUUCUUUCCACUGGCAGUACGACAACGUCCCCAGCGAGGAGGACUGCUAUAUUCACGGUCGACAUGACUAUAAGAAAUACCGACACUUCGGCUUCAUCUCAGGCUGCAUCUCCAACAGCAGCGGAGGCGGCGACGGCUUCUUCAGAUCUCAACAUAGAUUCUACAGGGACGACCACAAAGUCAUUCAGUUCAUAUUGUAAUGUGAGUCUGACGGGUAUCACAGGGCAGUUUAUGUCACAAAACUACCCGGCAGCCGGCACGAAUAACAGCAACCAGUCCUGGUGCAUCAGAGCCCCUGCCAACUGCCAAGUUCAACUGACGUUUCUGGACAUCGUCCACAAUAAUUCUGCAAGAUGUGACAUCAGUGACAUAUCUGUCUACGAUGGAGGGAGUUCUGACGACACCAGGAUAGGCUUAUCUUGCUACAAGAUUUCCAGGAAACUCACCAGUUCUGACAGCAUCAUCUAUAUGUCUUUCAGCUAUGACCGAAGCAGGCAGCUGAAAGCCUUCAGCGCAGAGUUCACCGCCGUCAAUUGCAGCGGUCAUCUGGAUGCUGUGGCCAGCAAAACGCAAGUUCUUUCCGUCCGCGCCCAAAAUGGACUUCCACACAGCGGGGACAAGACGUGGGUAGUGGAAGCACAGAAGGCGCGCGUGAAUCUCUCCUUCUCUUACUUCCAUUUGGACGACUGUUGCGACUGCGAGUUUCUCGAAGUCUUCGACGGCAGGAGCAGAGCGUCGCCGCUCAUCGGAAAAUAUUGUGGGAUGAAAGUUCCUUCGGCGAUAACGUCCACUUCUAAGGCGCUCUUCUUACAUUACCACAACAAUGGAAAGAUAUCGAAAGGGUUCCUCGCCAAAUACGUGGAGGUUACGUAGCACCGUUAGUAAUAAAUACGUUAUAUA
Messenger RNA from Ornithodoros turicata, 1493 nucleotides. RefSeq names its product cubilin-like. The record is from RefSeq and is a predicted model, not a curated record. The transcript is spliced from 6 exons. Bases 267 to 1466 code for a protein of 399 amino acids. Lineage: Eukaryota; Metazoa; Arthropoda; Arachnida; Ixodida; Argasidae.